Molecule: messenger RNA, 1315 nt
Organism: Oryza brachyantha (malo sina)
Lineage: Eukaryota; Viridiplantae; Streptophyta; Magnoliopsida; Poales; Poaceae
Product: ribosomal RNA-processing protein 8
Exons: 9
Coding region: 75-944 (289 amino acids)
Cellular component (GO): nucleolus
Molecular function (GO): methyltransferase activity
Source: RefSeq, a predicted model, not a curated record
CCGCGACGAACACAAGAGAGCGGCGGCGGCGGCACGAGACCCCGAAGCCCUCCCGCGCCGCCUCCCUUACCCCGAUGGAGCCGCCGCAGGAAGCGGCGGCAGCCGCCUGCCGCAAGCGGCGCCGGCGAGGAGGCGGCAGGAACCGCCGGAAGCCCCGGGCUCCGUCGUCUUCGCAGGAGGCGCCUCCACCCCCCUCCCCUCCGGCGAAGCGGCAGCGCGGGGCCGCCAACGCCACGCCGGAGGGGCGAGGCAGCAAGGCGAGGCCUGCGAGCCUCCUCGACAAGAUGCGUGCAAGGUUAUCUGGCGGUCAUUUCAGAAUGUUAAAUGAGAAACUAUACACUUGCAGUGGACAAGAUGCAUUUGACUACUUCACAAAUGAGCCUGACCUUUUCGAUGUGUAUCAUGCAGGAUAUCAAGAACAAAUGUCACAUUGGCCAGAGCAACCAGUAAAUGUUAUUAUUAACUGGUUGAAGAGUCAUAGUGCAUCUUGGACAGUUGCAGAUUUUGGCUGUGGCAAUGCAGCAGUUUCUAAAAAUGUGAAGAAUAAGGUAUUCUCCAUCGAUCUUGUUUCAGAGGAUCCAUCAGUGAUCGCAUGUGAUAUGGCUCAUACUCCAUUGCAGUCGUCCUCUGUAGAAGUGGCAAUAUUUUGUCUUUCUUUGAUGGGAACAAACUAUCCGAGAUACAUAGAGGAAGCAAACAGAGUUCUCAAGCCAAGUGGUUGGCUUCUUAUUGCUGAAGUGAGGAGUAGGCUAGACCCAAACACUGGAGGUGCUGAUCCUGAUAAAUUUUGUGAAGCCAUCAGCAAGCUUGGGUUUUCCCUUGUUUCAAAGGACGCGAAAAACAAAAUGUUCAUUCUGUUCUAUUUCCGGAAAAAGGAAAAGAGUAAGAUGGUCAAAAAUGUCGAUUGGCCUCAGUUGAAACCUUGCUUGUACAAACGCCGAUGAUCCCAUCCACUGAUAAUUGUAAUUGUACUUAGACCUCUUCCAAAGUUCUCUUACAUUAAAUUAUUGUUGUACUUUGUGUUCCCAUAUGUCAGGCUUAUCCGUUUCUGUUAGUACCUAUUCUCGUUUCGUUGUUGAACGAUUUUCUAUAUGCGUUACCUAAGACAUGUAGACAUGUAGUGACUUGUCGAAUGAGGUACUCUAUCCGUCUAGAAAAAAAAAAUUUCUGAAGAUGAAUUUAAACAUAAACUAAGUUCAGAUUCAUCUUCAGAAAUUCGUUUUUUUCUGAUAUGGAGGGAGAAUGCUCACAGUGCAGUUUAUAAUUAUGUAUCUGACACACAUACUGCGUGCAACUAAAACCAAUAACUUUUCAA